Rhizophagus irregularis DAOM 181602=DAOM 197198 is the source of this 1609-nucleotide messenger RNA. RefSeq lists its product as uncharacterized. The record is from RefSeq and is a predicted model, not a curated record. Lineage: Eukaryota; Fungi; Glomeromycota; Glomeromycetes; Glomerales; Glomeraceae.
CUUUUUUAAUAAAAUUUGAAAGGUUAUACGAAUAUAAAAUUUACGUAUAAAGAUGAAAUGUUGCAUAAAUUUGUUUCGCAUUUUUUAACAAAGUGAAUAUAAUGAUUUCUGAGGUCCUUUUUAAAAAAAUUUGAUUAUUAUUUUUAACCAAGUUCAAUAAAGGUAAAUGAUUGGCCGAUUCAAAAAAAUUUGUACAACCAACUUCUAUAUACGUUACUAUUUAUCAAAUACAAUAAAUCAAAUUUUGGGGUAAAAAAACUAUUAUUACUUUAAAUCUAUUUAAACCUCAUUUUUAUAGGGUAGAUUUUAUAAAAGGGGACUCGGAAUUAUUAAUCAAAUACCUUUUUUUUCAAUCGAUAAGCUUUUUUCCCAAAAAUGGCAGACACAAAUUAUUUUUAUGAUAUUGAAAUUUUUUCUUUAACCUCUACGACACAAAAUCCUUUACACCUACUUGCCGAUGCCGCUUUUAUUUCUGAAAAUACUAAUAACUCAAAUAAAUUGACUCAGCAUGAAAUACCUUCUCAUUAUACUAAAUGUUCUACGAAUUGUUCUGAUUAUAAUCGAGAAAUGUUUGGAAAAUCAGCAACUUCAAACUAUUCAACAAACUUAACUGACAAUAAUGAAACUAUGAAACUUGAACAAAAAAAGAUUAAACCAAUUAAGUCAGGUCAUAAUACAAAUAUUAAAACAAACUCACAAAUCAAAAGUUCAAAUGAUGAUUGCUUAAAUACUGGUUUCUCAACUUUAUCUAAAAAUUCAUCUAUCUCUGACUUAAAUUUCAAUUCUAAUAAGCAAGAUUUCAGGGUUAGGAGUCUGGCAGUAGAAUUUAAAUAUGAUAAAGAAAAAAUACAAUUAUUGGAACCAAAUUCUGUGGCUAGCAAGAAUCAAGAUAUUAAAAAUCCAUUCCAUUUAUUCAAUAAUGGUAAAAUUAUUGAAGAUAUUAAAAAACCAAUCUCAUUAUCCAGCAAUGAUAAAUCCAAGGAUGAUGAUAUUAAAAGACCAAUCUCAUUAAUCAGCAAUGAUAAAUCCAAAGAUGAUGUUACUAAAAAACUAAUCUCAUUACCCAGCAAUGAUAAAUUCAAGGAUGAUAAAUUUAAAGAUGAUAAAUUCAAAGAUGAUAAAUCCAAAGAUGAUAAAUCCAAAGAUGAUAAUAUUAAAAAACCAGUUUCAUUAUCCAGCAAUAAUAAAUCUAAAGAUAAUAAUAUUAAAAAACCUAUUCAAUUAUCUAAUAAGAAUUCUAGAAGAAAAAUCACAAAGAAACAAAAUAAUGCUGAAAGAAAAAAGAAAAGAAUUGUAAAAAAUCAUGAUCCUUCACAACUAAGAAUUCAUGCUAAAACUUAUACUACCAGAUCAAAUAGAAUUAGUAAACCACCAUCUGCAUCUUCAGCAGGUGGAAGAUGGACUGGAUCUUAAAUCUUUUCACAGUAUUUUAUUAAAUAUUUAAUUUUUUUGGAAAUAUUUUUAUUUACUGUAUUUCUAUAGGUAUUGAUUUUUAAUUAAUUAUUUAAAAAUCAACCCAUUUUAUAUUUUUAAUUUUAUUUUUAUUUUUAUUUUUAUUUUUUUUAUAUAUAACUAUAUAUUUUUUUAUUUGUUUUUAUAUAGUCAUCUG